Messenger RNA from Dipodomys ordii (Ord's kangaroo rat), 2636 nucleotides. RefSeq names its product RAD23 homolog B (S. cerevisiae) (gene Rad23b). Gene Ontology annotation, molecular function: damaged DNA binding; proteasome binding; ubiquitin binding. The transcript has 8 exons. Gene Ontology annotation, biological process: proteasome-mediated ubiquitin-dependent protein catabolic process; nucleotide-excision repair. The coding region runs from base 65 to 1102 and encodes 345 amino acids. NCBI's taxonomy places the organism in Eukaryota, Metazoa, Chordata, Mammalia, Rodentia, Heteromyidae. Gene Ontology annotation, cellular component: cytosol; nucleoplasm. The record is from RefSeq and is a predicted model, not a curated record.
AAUCCUCAAUGAUGAUACUGCACUCAAAGAAUAUAAGAUUGAUGAAAAAAACUUUGUGGUGGUUAUGGUGACAAAACCUAAGGCAGUGACAACAUCAGCACCAGCUACAACUCAACAAUCCAGUCCUACCACUACUACUGCAGUUAGUUCCUCAACCACAACAGUUGUGGCUCAGGCUCCAACCCCUGCUCCUGCUUUGGUUCCAACUUCCACACCUGCAUCUAUUGCUCCAGCACCCACCACAGCAUCUUCUGAACCUGCACCUGCUAGUGCAACUCAGCAAGAAACACCUGCAGAAAAGCCAGUGGAGACACCAGUGGCGACUAGCCCAACAUCAACUGACAGUACAACAGGAGAUUCUUCUCGGUCAAACCUUUUUGAAGAUGCAACAAGUGCACUUGUGACAGGUCAGUCUUAUGAAAAUAUGGUAACUGAGAUCAUGUCAAUGGGCUAUGAAAGAGAACAAGUAAUUGCAGCCCUGAGAGCCAGUUUCAACAACCCUGACAGAGCAGUGGAGUAUCUUUUAAUGGGAAUUCCUGGAGAUAGAGAAAAUCAAGCUGUGGUUGACCCUCCCCAGGCAGCUAGUACUGGGACUCCGCAGUCUUCAGCUGUGGCUGCAGCUGCAGCAACGACAACAGCAACAACUACAACAAGUUCUGGAGGACAUCCUCUUGAAUUUUUACGGAAUCAACCUCAGUUUCAGCAGAUGCGACAAAUUAUUCAACAGAAUCCUUCCUUGCUUCCAGCAUUGCUACAACAGAUAGGUCGAGAGAAUCCUCAAUUACUUCAGCAAAUUAGCCAACACCAGGAGCAUUUUAUUCAGAUGCUAAAUGAGCCAGUUCAAGAAGCUGGUGGUCAAGGCGGAGGAGGUAGCAGUGGAGGUAGUGGAGGUGUCACUGGAGGAGGCACUGCAGGCAUGACAGAAUCUGGAAGUGGGCACAUGAACUACAUACAAGUAACACCUCAGGAAAAAGAAGCAAUAGAACGGUUAAAGGCAUUAGGAUUUCCUGAAGGACUUGUGAUACAAGCUUAUUUUGCUUGUGAGAAGAAUGAGAAUUUGGCUGCCAAUUUUCUUCUACAACAGAACUUUGAUGAAGAUUAAAAGGGACUUUUUUGUAUCUCACACUUCACACCAGUGCAUUACACUAACUUUGUUCACUGGAUUGUCUGGGAUGACUUGGGUUCAUAUCCACAAUGCUUGGUAUAUGGUAGUAGGUUGUUGGGGGUGGGGAGGGAGGGCUAGGACAUAGGUCAGGGAUAAAUACAGUGCAUGUCUGCUUCAAUUAGCAGAUGCCGCAAAUCCACACAGUGUGUAAAAUAUACAACCAAAAGAAAAAAAUCAGCUUUUGCAGGUCUUUAUUUCUUCUAAACAGUAGGUAACUUUUCCUAGGUUUCAAUCUUUUUAGUGUACUAGAUCAGAAAUUUAGUGUAAUGCUCUGCUUUAAUUUCUUUGGCUUACUGUUGGUUUCCAGAAGAAUCUUUGCUACCUAGAAUUUACAGUAUAUUUCAUGGCAACACUGGAUAAUGGCUUUUUGAAAUUGAAAAAAAAAUUUUGGAGCAACUGUAAACAGAAAUGCCAAAUUAUUGAUGGUUAUUGUUGCUGCUUCAUAUAGGUAUAAAAUUAAUGCAUAAGGAAGCCCAUUCUUUCAUGUUAAAUACUUAAGGUGGGGGAGGGGAGAAAGGGAACUUUUUCUUAAAAUGAAAAUAAUUACUGCUAUUUUAAAAUUUCCUGAUGAUUGAAUGUGAGACCCUUUUAACAUGAUUUGAGAAGCUGUACAAGUAUAGGCAAGUUAUUUUCCUGUUUACAUUUUUUUUUGUUUGUUUGGGGGAAAAUUGGUAGGUGUCUAAUGACUGUUUACUUCAUUGUUAUAUUGCAGUAAAAGAUUUGAAACAACCAUUGCAUGUUUGCUUUUGAUGUAACCCUUUGUGAAAUUAGCACUUUUGGGGCCAAUGAAGAAAUGCAGCGUUCACUCUCUUUCUCUCUGCCUUUCCUCAGCAGAAAUGUAUUAGCAAGCUGUGAGUCAAACUGCUGCCUUUAAAGAAAAAAUUCACAAAACAUUGAUUUCAAAAUUAAAGCAAAUGUUCCAAAACUGGGUCUCCAAUAUUUGUAAAAGUUUUUUUUUCCUCUCUUAAAUAAGAAUAUGUUACCAUUAAAAGUCAUUAGUAUUACAUUGCUUUCAAAACGAUAUAACAUAUCUUAAUGCAUUGAGACUUCUAGAAGAGAUGGGAAAAAUGGCUGGAAAGGUUCUUUGGAAAAUAUAUAAUCAAGAUAUUUCAUGGCAUAUUAAAAAGGAAUAUCUUAACAGUGUUGACCUUUAUUUGGAUUUUUUUCAUAGUUUUUUUUUUGUUGUUAGAACCUCCUUCAUUGGAAUUAUUUGAUCAUAAAGAGAAGGGGUGGAUAUCUACCUGUUCCAUUUACCAAAUCAGUUUUCCUGGAUGUAAUCGAGACUAUUUAAAGAAACAAUAUUUUUUUCUACCAUCUGGUACUAAGAAUAUGAAUUUGUACAGAUUUCUCUGUGUAAUCUCUUGCAAUGUCCUUGGCACAGUUUGAUGAUGAUGACUCCUAAGCUUUUUCAUCAUGCACUCAUAAUCUGUCUCAUAAAAAUAAAUGAAACCGUGAUUUUUCCUUCACAAUG